UGUGUGUGUGUGUGAGGUGGGGGGAUGAAGUGUAAAAACACAACCACAUACACUCCACCAGGAGAACUGUGUCAGGCAGAAACGUCCAGUGAGCUCAGUUAUGCGGCUGAAGGUGCAGCGUGCAGACUGAUGUGGGAUGGGGAGGAUGGACACAUGCGAGAACAUCUGGAUUGUGACUUUUAACCCACAUGGAUGCAACUGUCUGGAAAUAUCUACAGACCUCCGUUAAUCCUGGCAUGUCCCAGAUGAGAGACUACAGUAAUGACUGUCAUCACUUUCACUGUCUCUGUGCUGUGCCUGCUGCCUCAGGCGGUGCUGGCUCGGUGGGCGUGCGUCCGGGCGUGUCCGGCGUCCUGCUCCUGCACUCAGGAGAAGAGCUGCAGCGUGCUGUGCGACCGCUCCGCCCUGGCUGAGCUGCCCAAAGAGUUUCCCUGCGAGGCGUCCGCCAUCAACCUGGACAAGAACAGGCUCAAGUUCCUGUCAGAGCGGGCCUUCGGGACGCUGCCCUCCCUCAAGUCUCUGUCUCUGGACCACAACAACAUCUCCUUCAUCACUCCUGGAGCAUUCAAGGGCCUCGCCAACCUGGUGGAGCUGAAGAUGGCGCACAACGAGUACAUCAGCUACCUUCACACGCGGACGUUCACGGGCCUGAAGAAGCUGGUGCGUCUGGACCUGUCCGACUGUAACCUCUUCAACAUCCCCGACCGCAUCUUCAUAGAGCAAACGGCGCUGAAGGAGCUGCUCUGCUUCCAGAACAACUUCCGCAGGAUCCCCGGAGCCUUCAGAGGCAUGGAGAACCUGACGCACAUCUACCUGGAGAGGAACAAGAUCGAGGCCGUGGCCUACAAUUCCCUGCUGGGCCUGGGUAGUCUCAAGUACCUGAAUCUCCAGGAUAACCGCAUCAACGUGAUCCACGACCAGGCCUUCCAGGACCUGGUGCGGCUGGAGAAUUUCUAUCUCAAUGACAACCUGCUGUGUGAUCUGCCCCGGCUCGCCUUCAAGGGCCUCAGCCGCCUCAAGAUGCUCAACCUUGGGGGGAACCAGUUGACUAACGUGUCCAGGACCUGGUUCAGUGACCUGGUGGAGCUGGAGAUCCUGUACCUGGACAGGAACCAGCUGCUGUUCAUCGAGGAGGGCACGUUUGAGAACCUGACCAGCCUGAUCACGCUCCACCUGAACAGCAACAACCUCACCACGCUUCCCUUCCCCGUUUUCCAGCCCAUCUACUUCCUGGGCCGCCUCUACCUCUUCAGGAACCCCUGGGAGUGCGACUGCUCCCUGGAGUGGCUGAAGGACUGGAUGGAGAACUACAAGCUGGUGCGGGACAUCCCCUGCGCCUCACCUUCCUCCGUGGCGGGGCUGGAUCUAAGUGAGGUGGUCUUCGCCAAGGUGAACGGCACGUGCGUGGACCCCGGCGAACUCAACCUGACCACGGCCUCCUCGGAGAUCGCCUCCACCACGGAGAACCGCUUCAACAGCCUCAUCUCCAAGCUGCUCCAGCAGGAGCUCCGAGAGGAGAUGGGGAACGGCACGGAGAGCCUCCGCAACGGGACCCUGCUGGAGCCUGCAGACGGGCAGCUCUCUGCGGGCGUCACAGGGCAACGGGCCCAGACCACCCAGUCGCUCCUCUGCUUCACCGCGCUGUGGCUCCUCUUUGGUCUGAUUGGCCCGUCAGAUACUCGUGUCUGUCUUUACCGCACAUGAACCGUGGAACUGUGGGAAACAGGAAGUAGCUUUUCAAAUUGCCGAUGGGAUGAAAGAUGUUUUUGUUUAUCUGGUGACUGGUCUGAGUCUACUCUGCCAAACACAGGAUUGUGGGAUUUUUUUUUUUUUUCCUGGUUGAAAUGCAAAUCUUCAAGAAGAGCGACGGGCGGCGUUGAUGUUCACAUCAGCAGUUUAUGAACAGUAAUCUAUGAUAUUUAUAGAUGAACUGCUUAUGUAAGAGAAAUCACAGCUACAGAGGCGGGUGUUGAUUUCAAACCGUGGCGACGACGUGACGGAGAUGUAUAUGUGAGCGUGCACCUUUUUGUUGCAUAAUACUUAAUUUGAAUUAAUAUUAUGUAAUAUUCAUAGGAUUACAUAGUCUCUUACUGGUGUUUUAUUUGUAUUUUCAUCAUCACAUCUACUGUAUGUGUAAAGUCAGAGGAGAUAAGAGCUCCUAUAGUUAUCUCCUUAAACAGAUGUCCUCUCCGCUCGUGUCCAUUCAUUCAGCUCUAAAUGUUGGUUCUGCAGCUUUUUCCAUAAAUGCAUUAAUCUUCUUAUUGCAUGCGGCUCAGUGUCGUAGCUGCUUGUGUGUACUACAACGUGCUGGAGGGACUUUCUCAUCGCUUUUGCCUCCUAUGGAUGGACGGACUGAUGGAUGGAUGGACUGUUUUCCCCCUUAUGGACAUGAUCCCUCUCUGUAGAGGGGGUGUGGAGGGAGGGUGUGAUUGCCAUAUGUCAGGUUGUGGAUGGGGGGUGAGGGAACAGUGUCAAAGCAUGUCAGGAAAGCUUUCAGGUACUUAUGUUGGAAAUGAACGAGCUCUCCUUGAUUUGCAGUGAAUUCUGGGACCUGCAGAGUUGAAUAUAUCUCCACUGAUGUGCUCGAGUUUUAAAAAAAAAAGCCGCUGCUUCUGUUUUACCCUGGUGAAUGUAAGUAGUUUGGUGUUACAGCCAGUGAUCCAGUUCAGUGUGUUAUUAGACAUAAUGCUCUGUCACAAUCUAUUUUUCUAAAUAAAUAAUUAAAAAAGAAAAUGUGCGGAUGAA
Seriola aureovittata is the source of this 2745-nucleotide messenger RNA. RefSeq names its product nyctalopin (gene nyx). The transcript has 5 exons. NCBI's taxonomy places the organism in Eukaryota, Metazoa, Chordata, Actinopteri, Carangiformes, Carangidae. Gene Ontology annotation, molecular function: protein binding. The record is from RefSeq and is a predicted model, not a curated record. Bases 262 to 1704 code for a protein of 480 amino acids. Gene Ontology annotation, cellular component: plasma membrane.